GCUGCGGGUUUCUACUGUCGCUCAUUUCUGGGGCCGGACUGCGGCGGUGCAGUGUGUGUAUAUGUGGUGUGUGUGUGUGUUCUGAACGUGCGAGAGUCAGGAGAGAGACAACCGUGUGUGUGACUCUGCAAGGAAGAGCUAAGGCACAGGGAGGUGUAAUUGUAGUCCAUCAUUCCACGGAGACCCUUCGAAUAGACAGACAUCAUGGGCAAGGGAUUUCGAGGCACAGUGAAAGAUUUCCCAGACUUCGAUGCUAACAGCGAUGCUGAAGCUCUCUACAAUGCCAUGAAAGGCUUUGGAAGUGACAAGGAGGCCAUUUUGGACCUGGUCACCUCAAGAAGCAACGCUCAGAGACAAGACAUCUGCAGUGCCUACAAAACACUCUACGGCAAGGAUUUAAUCGAAGAUCUGAAGUACGAACUGACGGGCAAGUUUGAGCGUCUGAUUGUGAGUUUAAUGAGACCCCCGGCGUAUCACGAUGCGAAAGAAAUCAAGGACGCUAUCAAGGGUUCGGGAGCCGGCACUAACGAGAGAUGUCUGAUCGAAUUGCUCGCCUCGAGGACGAACGAGCAAAUCCACAGCAUGGUUGCGGCAUACAAAGAUGCGUAUGGCAGGGACAUGGAGGAGGACAUAAUAGAAGACACAUCAGGACACUUUAAGAAGAUGCUGGUGGCUUUGCUCCAGGGUGGCAGAGAUGAAGAUGGUGUGGUUUAUGAAGAUCUGGUGGAAGAAGAUGCGCAGCACCUAUACGCGGCUGGAGAGGAGAAAUGGGGGACGGACGAGGCCAUCUUCAUCAUGCUCUUGGGCAACCGGAGCGCGACUCACCUGCAGCUGGUGUUCGAUAAAUAUCUGGAGCUCACCGAGAGGUCCAUUGAGGACAGCAUUAAGAGCGAGCUGUCAGGGGACUUCGAGAGGCUGAUGCUGUCUGUGGUGGAGUGUGUCCGUAGCCGGCCCAUGUUCUUCGCCAAGCGCCUCUACAAAUCCAUGAAGGGAUUGGGUACGGAUGAUAACACCCUGAUCCGGAUCAUGAUCUCACGCUCUGAGAUCGACAUGCUGGACAUCCGAGAGUGUUUCAGGCUGCGCUAUGAGAAAUCCCUUUACAACAUGAUCCAGGACGACACGUCUGGCGAGUACAAGCGCACGCUGCUCAAGCUCUGUGGUGGAGAUGAUGAUGUUGCAGGAGAGUUUUUCCCUGAAGCUGCACAGAUCGCAUACAAGAUGUGGGAGGUCAGCUCUAUGACCAAAGUUCAGUUAAGGGGAACAGUUCAGCCCUACUCUGACUUUGACCCAGGCAGUGAUGCUCAGGACCUGAGGAAGGCCAUGAAGGGUUUUGGAACUGAUGAGGACACCAUCAUUGACAUCGUCACCAAGAGGAGCAACGCUCAGAGGCAGGAGAUCAGGCAGGUCUUUAAAUCGCUGCUGGGCCGGGACCUCAUGGCGGACCUGAAGUCCGAGCUCUCCAAAAACCUGUGCCGUCUCAUCAUGGGGCUGAUGAUGACCCCAGCUGAGUUCGAUGCCAAAAUGAUGAAGAAAGCCAUGGAGGGUGCUGGGACUGAUGAACAUGCCUUAAUUGAGAUCCUGGUGACAAGGAGCAAUGAGGAGAUCAAGGCCAUGUGUGCUGCUUAUAAAAAAGCCUUUAAGAAGAGCUUGGAAGACGCAAUUCACUCCGACACUUCAGGACACUUCUGCCGCAUCCUGGUUUCCCUGGCACAGGGAGCCCGUGAAGAAGGUCCAGCUGACAUGGGCAGAGUUUUGGAAGAUUCCCAAGCUUUGGCAGAUGCGUGCAAUGCCAACUCUGAUGAGAUGAUUGAUAAGUUCAUGAGCAUUCUCUGCACAAGGAGUUUCCCACACCUGAGAAAAGUGUUCCAGGAAUUUGUCAAGUGCUCCAACAAGGACAUUGAACAGAUCAUUAAGAAGGAGAUGUCUGGAGAUGUUAAAAAUGUCAUGUGUGCUAUCGUGCAGAGCGUGAAGAACCAGCAGUCCUACAUUGCAGACCGACUGUACAGAGCCAUGAAGGGCCUGGGCACUGACGACCGAGCCCUGAUCCGGAUCAUGGUGUCGCGCUCCGAAAUCGACCUCUUCAACAUCCGGAAAGAGUUCAAGGACACCCACGAUGCCUCACUGCACGAGUUCAUCCAGGUAGAAACCAUGGUUGGAGACACGUCAGGAGAUUACCGUAAAACCCUGCUAAUCCUGUGUGGUGGUGAGGAUUAGGAGUCUGAGCCGUGUGUCUGACUGGCAGACGCUAUGCCGUGAUCCCGUCCUCCGUCGCCGUCCUCUAUCGCCAUCCCCGCUGUGCUGCAAUUGCCGUUGCUACAGUUAUGCCAAAAUCGAUGAUUUUUGAAACUUCCUCGACUCCACCUCACUGUGGUCACUGUGUAUCGUCAAUCUUUUUUUUUUUUUUUUACCUUUUUCCCUUUGUAUGAUGAUGGAGUUGAAUUGUGAUUACUUCAUCCAUAAGUGCUUUGGAGUAAUGGUCGUUUCCAAGGUUUCAGUAACCUGAACAAAGAAAUAAACACCAUUGAUCCUA
Messenger RNA from Silurus meridionalis, 2530 nucleotides. It is a transcript of the gene anxa6, whose product is annotated as annexin A6. Gene Ontology annotation, molecular function: phosphatidylserine binding; actin filament binding; cholesterol binding. Bases 205 to 2214 code for a protein of 669 amino acids. The record is from RefSeq and is a predicted model, not a curated record. Gene Ontology annotation, cellular component: cytoplasm; focal adhesion. Gene Ontology annotation, biological process: neural crest cell migration; regulation of muscle contraction; growth plate cartilage chondrocyte differentiation. NCBI's taxonomy places the organism in Eukaryota, Metazoa, Chordata, Actinopteri, Siluriformes, Siluridae. The transcript is spliced from 26 exons.